AUGGCUCCAACAAUUGAGAAGGAGGUUAGUAGUAAAUAUAUACCUGAUGAUAUUGUUUUCUCUAUUUUAUCUAAACUUUCCGUUAAAUCUAUCAAGAGGUUUUCCUGCGCCUGCAAAUCAUGGUCUUCUUUGUUUGAAAACCCUAAUUUCAUAAACAAGUUCCGCAACAAUCUGUUGUCAAAAUCUCAUCCUUUGUACGAUGAUGCAUGUCUCAUUCUAAACCAUUUUUCGGGUCCUGAUUAUCAUUGGAAUGUUUAUUUGCUUUCUGGUGAUAGAUUUGAGAAUAAAGUGAAAUUGGAUUUGCCACCUUCAUUACCCAUUGAAAAUGGUUUUGAUUAUAUUCGUAUAUUAGGCUAUGCUAUUAAUGGUACUCUUUGUAUAUUUGACUAUCAUUCAAAUUCAAGAGUUGCAUUAUGGAACCCUGCUACUCAAGAAGUUAAGGCCAUUCCUCCUAGCCAUGGAGUCAUUCCAAAGGUUACAACUCAAUUUCAACUUCAUGGAUUUGGUUAUGACCAUGUUAGGGAUGACUAUAAAGUCAUUCAACAUGUGAAUUAUUUUACAUUUAAUGAUGAUCCUUGUGAUGGUCUAGGCCAUGAGCGUUUUUGGGAAAUAUAUAGUCUAAAAAGCAACUCAUGGAAGAAAAUCAAUUUUGAUAUGCCAACUCGUUACCAGGAUUUUGAUACUGAUGUGUAUUUGAAUGGGAUGUGUCAUUGGUGGGGAGGAACAACUGCUGAGGCAUAUAUGGUGUCCUUUAACUGGUGCAAUGAGGACUACUUUAUUACACCUUCACCCUUAGAAGAUUUACCUGGUUGUUUUGAUGUUAGCUUGGUUGUGUUAAAUGGGUUUGUGGCUAUGAUAUCUAAUUAUAGAGAGACUAAUUCAUUCCAAAUUUCAAUUUUGGGUGAACUUGGUGUCAAGGAAUCAUGGAUUAAACUCUUUGAUGUUGAACCCUUGUCUUGCAUUGAUAGUCCUAUUGGAGCAUGGAAGAAGGGCAAUAUAUUCUUCAGAAAAGAAAACGGCCAACUGGCUUUAUUUGAUUUAACUACUGGAGUGACGGAGGAGAUUGGUGUCAAAGGAGAAAGGUUUUGGUGUCAGAUGGUAAUGUACAAUUAA
Messenger RNA from Solanum lycopersicum (tomato), 1113 nucleotides. Lineage: Eukaryota; Viridiplantae; Streptophyta; Magnoliopsida; Solanales; Solanaceae. The record is from RefSeq and is a predicted model, not a curated record.